Molecule: messenger RNA, 846 nt
Organism: Durotheca rogersii
Lineage: Eukaryota; Fungi; Ascomycota; Sordariomycetes; Xylariales; Xylariaceae
Product: DUF1774-domain-containing protein
Exons: 5
Coding region: 1-846 (281 amino acids)
Source: RefSeq, a predicted model, not a curated record
AUGGAGAGGGUUCAUCACAUCAACCCGUUUGCGAGGCGCGACUCUCAUACCAAGGACACGGUCUUGACCGUCGUCACCUGGCUGCUCUCCAUUUUCGUCUCGGUUUACUACACCUUCAACAAGCCUCAUGACGGGGCCUGGCAUGGGCGGAAGAUCUGGCAUCAGAACGAUGCCCACGACACGGCUUUCCGAAUGAAUCACAUUAUUGCUAGCGUCUAUUGGAUUAUCCUCUUCUUCCUGCAAGGCGGAUAUAUUGUCCAUCUCUUCUCGCGAGAUGUGGAGCGAGUAAAUGCGGCCUGCUCCGUGGGAAGUCACUUUAUUGUGAACAACCUUUUCCACUUUGCCUUCGUCAUGCUCUUCGUCCGGUCCUACUUCGGCUGGGCGGAGCUGUUCCUCGUCCUCAACUUCGUCAACCUGUCGUCCCUCUACUUCCGCCACCCGCGAUAUGCUCGGUUCAUCCAUACGCCUGCCGUGUCUGGACCGCUGGCGUGGACUUUCGUGGCGAUCUAUUGGAAUGGAGCCCUUAUGGUGCCUCACCCGGGCUCGCUCGUUGCCCGCAUCUUUGGCAACAUCUUCAUCUGGUCCAUCCUGGUCUACGGUCUGUUUUUCAUCGUUGCGUACAAGGAUUAUACCAUGGGCUUCAACCUCAGCGUCCUGUCGGCAGCCAUCGGAGUUGGCCAGUUUCUCCGGCAAGUUAUUGCGUUCCAGUGGAUAUUCGCCUUUAUCAUCAUGGCGAUUCUGUUCGUCGCAACCGUCAUCGUUGCUGUACCGGCCGCCACGGGAAGAGACUUCGGCUACAUUAGGGCACGAGAGGGCGACGCCGAGCGGGCGCCGCUCUUGACUUAG